Molecule: messenger RNA, 2718 nt
Organism: Arachis duranensis
Lineage: Eukaryota; Viridiplantae; Streptophyta; Magnoliopsida; Fabales; Fabaceae
Product: protein ALTERED PHOSPHATE STARVATION RESPONSE 1
Exons: 5
Coding region: 313-2550 (745 amino acids)
Source: RefSeq, a predicted model, not a curated record
GAGGGUGAGUGAGUGACUAAUAAAGUUAGCAGAAUUUUAGUCACUGGAAAUGGAAGGAAGCCGCGUUCACGUUCACGUUUUUUGUUUCUCCUUCUUUGUUUUUUUGGAUUCUCCAUUUCUCUCCCUUUCCUUUCUUUUUCUCUCCUCAUUGUUCAUUGCUCGUUGCCCUGACCCUCUCUGCAACAAGCUUACACUGUCACUGUACUCAUUAACCACACUGUUACCCUCUUUGAUUUCAUCAAUGGUGCCCAUUUCUCAUAAAUCAACACUACACACUCCACAAUGAAAUGGGUGUAAUCUUGUAAAGGGGCAAUGGGUACUGCAAACUCCAAACCCCAAAAGAACGAAGCUUUGACCCUCUGCAGGGAUCGCAACCGAUUCAUCAAGGUCGCCGUUGAUUCCAGGUAUGCUCUCGCCGCCGCACACGUUUCUUACAUUCAAUCUCUUCGAAACGUUGGCAUUGCUCUCCGGAGGUACUCUGAAGCUGAGGUCUUGGUGGAGUCCUCUCUCUCAAUUUCAGAUAAAACCCCAUCUCAAUGUAGCUACCUUUCUCCAUCAUCACCACCGUCACAUCUUGCUGAGGUAGAGGUUGAUGCUUCUGACUCACCAUUGCCAGAAUUUCAUAGUCCCCUUUCCCCUCCUGUGACUACACUCAGUUACAUGAGGUCAGGGGGGAAUGCUUCUGUCACUGUUAGGGUCAAUGCUUGUGGGGGUGACAGUUUUUUGGAUGAUGAAUCCAAUGUGUUCACAAUGCCCCCACCACCACCUCCUCUUCCCGAGUCAGGUGAAUCUUGGGAUUUCUUUGACCCUGUGGAGGACAAUGAGAGCUUCAGGUUUGUAGGGCAUGCUACUAGUGAAUGUUUCCAUGAAGAGGAGGGUGGUUCAACUGUGUUUGGAGCUGCUAGGGAUCAAUGGUUAGGUGUUGGUUCGGAUAGAAAUGGCGCGAUGAAACUGAACUCGGAUGAGAAGCAUAGUAGAAAUUUUGGUGGUGUUACAAAGGAAAAUGAGUAUGGCAGUUCGUAUGGACACUGUUCUGAUCAUUCAGUAGUUUCUAGAGGAGUUGGAGGUAGCAAGCAAGUGGCUGAUGUGGGAGUGAAGCAGCUAGAAUCAACUAGCAAUGGGGGUGUCAUGAAAGAGAAUGUAGUAGGCAAUGGUGGUGUUGGAAGGUCCAGUUCAAAGACGGAGAAGAACAUAGAUGGUAAAGAUUUGUGUGCGGAAAGAGAGGAUCCAUCAGAGUUCAUCACUCACAGAGCUAAAGAUUUUCUCUCAAGCAUAAAGGAUAUAGAGCACCGGUUCGCUCGAGCUUCUGAGUCUGGCAGGGAGGUGUUGAGGCUGUUAGAGGCAAAUAAAAUCAUGGUUGGAUAUUCGGAGGCAAAAGGGAAGUCAUCCGCUGCGGCUUUGAUCACAUCUGUCCAGCCUGCUUGUUGUGGCAGAAAGACUACACCUAUCUUCCAGGAACCUGCACAGAAAAUUAUUAGCUGGAGGCGAACAGCAUCUUCUCGGUCAUCCUCAUCUAGGAACCCUUUGACACCAAGAUCGAAGGAAGACAUUGAUGACAGUGGAAGUGACUUUGCUGAAGAAUUCUGCAUGAUUGCGGGAAGCCAUUCAUCCACCCUUGACAGACUGUAUGCCUGGGAGCGAAAACUCUAUGAUGAAGUAAAGGCUAGUGAAUCCAUCAGGAAGAACUAUGAUCGAAAAUGUAGCCAGCUUAGACAUCAAUUUGCAAAAGAUCAAAGCACUCAUGUGAUUGACAAAACCCGGUCUGUUGUAAAGGAUCUGCAUUCACGUAUAAUAGUGGCUAUUUAUUCUGUUGAUACCAUAUCUAAACGAAUUGAGAGCAUCAGGGAUGAAGAGUUGUACCCACAACUUUUUGAAUUAAUAGAAGGAUUAACCAGGAUGUGGAAGGCCAUGCUGGAAUGCCAUCAUGCACAGUACAUCACCAUCUCCUUGGCAUAUCAUUCUAGGAGCUCAACAGGAACCUUGCAAGGUGAGGUGCGCAGAGAUAUAUUGGUGCAGCUUCAUGAAGAAAUUGAGAUUUUUGGUCUGAGCUUUGCUAACUGGAUUAACAGCCACACCUCGUAUGUGGAAGCUGUCAAUGGAUGGCUGCAAAACUGCAUACUGCAUCCAAGGGAGCGAUCCAAGAGCAGAAGGCCAUUCUCCCCUCGCCGAGUUUUGGCGCCACCCAUAUUUGUUCUUUGCCGCGAUUGGUCUGUUGGGAUCAAGGCUUUGCCCUCUGAGGAACUAAGUCAAGCAAUCAGAAACUUCUUGUCUGAUCUUCACCACCUAAUGGAGCACCAAAAUGAUCAACUUCUCAAGAAACAGAACGCGUCUGAGGGAAGCACUGCUGAAGCUGAGAGUAAAACCAUUGAAGACAAUGAAGACGAAUCUGCAAAUUUGUGCUGCAUACAGGCCAGCCUAACCAAAUUACUUGAUAGACUGACCAAAUUUUCUGAGGCAUCGUUGAAGAUGUAUGAAGAUAUCAGGCAAAAAAGUGAAGCAGCUCGAACUGCAUAUCAUAACUGCAGAACUAUGAGGGCCGACAAAUGUUAAUCCUUGAUUGCUGGCUUCUGCCCGAUCCUGAUGUCUAGGUAGCAUGGAAGACACGAAGAAUCAUUGUAGUAUUGUAUUGUACACACGUUAUGAUGUCAAACGGGUGAAGGGUAUCUCUGUAACCGAGUCGUAAGCUUAUGAUAAUAUGAUGUCGUCAUAACUAGCAAA